AUGAAAUUUCACCGGUGCUCGCAAGAACAAGCCGUAUACCGAAGAACCUUUGGAACGGACGUCUUAUUAAUCGGCGUGUACGUGGACGAUUUAAUUGUGACGGGUUCAAAUUUGAAACUUAUUAUGGAGUUUAAGCGCGGGAUGGCUAAACACUUUGAAAUGUUGGAUUUGGGAAAGCUUACUUAUUAUCUUGGAAUUGAAGUGUCGCAGAGCAACGACGGGAUAAAAAUUAAGCAAGAGGCGUAUGCAAAGAAAAUACUGACGGAAGCCGGUAUGAUUAACUGCAAUCCUACUAGUGUUCCCAUAGACCCGAACGUGGAAAUUUCUAAAUUUGAAGACGAAGAAGAUUUUGAUGCAACGAGAUAUCGAAUAAUUGUCGGGUGUCUCCGGUACCUUUUACAGACUCGACCAGAUUUGGCGUUUUCGGUCGGAGUAGCCAGUCGGUACAUGCAAUGCCCGAAGCAAUCUCAUGCAGCUCUCAUCAAGCAAAUUCUUUUCUAUUUAAAAGGUACUUGUAGUUAUGGCAUUACCUAUACACGAGGAGAAAAUAUGUUGGUCGGUUACAGUGAUAGUAGUCACAACAUAAAUCCAGACGAUGGAAGAAGUACUACGGGACACGUGUUUUAUUUUGGGUCUUCUCCAUUUACUUGGUGUUCUCAAAAGCAAAGUACAGUUGCGUUAUCAUCGUGUGAGGCGGAGUAUAUGGCGGCAAGUGCAGCCGCGUGUCAGGCGGUUUGGCUAAAAGAAUUGAUUGGUGAAUUAUUCGACAAGAAAAUUCAAGCGGCGGUGUUAAGUGUUGAUAAUACAUCGGCGAUAGCUCUCGCGAGGAACCCGGUUUUCCAUGGAAGAAGCAAACACAUAAAAUCCCGGUUUCACUACAUUCGGGAAUGUGUUGAUCGUGAAGAUAUCGUGGUCGAGCAUGUUAGUGGCAUUGAUCAAAAGGCGGAUAUUUUGACGAAGGUUCUUGGGAAGAUCAAGUUCAAGGAGAUGACUGAAAAGCUUGGAGUUAAAGACUUGUCAGAUACGAGUUCGAAAUUCCAGGGGUGA
This is a messenger RNA of Helianthus annuus (common sunflower), 1047 nucleotides long. RefSeq lists its product as uncharacterized. Bases 1 to 1047 code for a protein of 348 amino acids. The record is from RefSeq and is a predicted model, not a curated record. The transcript has a single exon. Lineage: Eukaryota; Viridiplantae; Streptophyta; Magnoliopsida; Asterales; Asteraceae.